AUGCCCAGAAGACAUAGUUGUAUGUGUAAUAUUAUUGUUACAGGGUAUAAUAUAGUAGGUUACAGGGUAUAAAUACACAGAACACCCUCAAUCUCUCAUCGAUCACAGGUUCUCCAGUUCAGUUCUCUCCGUGGUUUCUUGAAGAACAUUCCACUAUGAUUAGAGUGCUGAUCUUCACUGUGCUGCUGGAUCUGUCUCAGGCUCAUGAUGGAGAAAAAGAUCAUGGUAAAGUAGAAAAUAAUCAUAUGUAGUACAGCAAAAAAAAUGUAUGUUAGACUAAUACAUUCUCCAACAGAGUGGCUUGUAAUUUCUAAAGAUAUUUCUAGUAAUGACCAUAGUAGUAAUUUGUACAAAGAUUUAUAGUAAACAGAUACAUGUCUGUAUCUAACAUUUUAGAACACAAGAAGAAGAAUGAAUAAUAGAUCAUGUAAACUCUAUUGCAAUAUCUGAGAAUUCUAUCAGUUUUUAUGUUGGUUCAGAUAGAGAUUUUUAUUUGGGGUAGAAUUUAAAACCUCAAUUUAUAUUUAAUAUAUUCCUAUGUAAAGGUUUCAGAUCUGUGUUAUCUUGGACAGACAUGUUUCAUGCAACCGUAUAAAGUAGCGGUAUAUUUUAUCAAGUCACAAAUCAAGACAGUACCUUUUGGAUCUAUUCUUAAGCUAAGGCAUUAUGGCAAAUGUAGUCCAGGAACACUUAGAAGAAAAGUGUUCAACAAACAUUGGAUGACAUAGGCACUGUAGAUAUUUGUGCAUUACAUAUCUGCUUCGUCACAGUUAAGUCUACGCGACCUACUUUCUAUAGCCAUUUCCACAGUAAUUACCAUAUAAUUAACAACAAGCAAAGGUGCCAUGAUGGAAUUCUAUUCUCUAAAAAUAUUACUGAAAUUAUGAUGACAGAAACCAAUCAGAAUCUGGAAAUUCGACAAAUGAUCUGAUCUAUUCCAGUUUUCCUCCGGUGCAUCAAAGUAGAAAUGUCUGAAAGUAGAAACUAAUUCAAAAUGACAAGGUGCUAACAGGAAGUCCUAGAUGGGUAUUGAAUUAUUAUGGAAAACACAGUGCUAGAGUCAACAAAAAGUGCAAAUCUGGCAAUUCAUGAUAAUUUCAUUGAGUUCUGAUUGGUUUCUACAGGUACAGCAAAUUUUGUCAAGGCCCAAACUAUUAUUAUUUUUAAUUUUACUGCAGUGGCAUUGCCUCUCCCAUUGCAAUAAAAGACUUCUGGAAAAUCCUUAUGAUGAUGUUUUAUUUCUAAAUAUAUAUUUAAGCAUAUGUAAUAAGACAAUUGAAAAAUUCAGCACUGAGAUGAUUUUAGUCUUUGUUUUAAUGAGAUCUUCCAUUUUCUUUUAAAUGUUGUGACAAAAGUACUCCUUUCCCUUGGUACCUUGUCCUGGGAUUGGGGUGUUACACACAGUCUUUUCAGGCUUUAGAGACACUUCACACGCUGGAUGAGGUAAACUGACUUGCUCUUUUAUUGAGGUUCCAAAAUAAAUGCACAGUAAAGUAUAAAGGUAACAAAAAUAUCUCAAACAAAAGCCUUGCUCUUCUGAGCACUAACUAAACAAAAUAAUCAGCUAACUGGGUUGGAUGGCUUGUCCAUUUCCCAACAUAAACAUAAACAUAAACAUAAACAGCCUUACUGCUUCAGGGUUUUCAGCUCUCUGUUUCCACUCACAGAAACCAAACACAAUCUCCCUUCUUCCUUGGCAGGGGAGUACUUAAUAGCACUGGUAAUUGACAAUCCUUUUCAGGUGAGUUAGAUUAGGAUUCAAACUCCAGAACUGGACUUCUCACCAAGCAACUUCCAAAAUGUGGAGUGGAGCAUUGGCCCACCCUUCUCUCCAAAUACUCCACCCCAGGGGCCCAUAACUAAACAAUGCGUUGUGUUGUGCAAAACACAAACUACACAUACUCCCCCUGGGGUUAAUUACACAAAGUAAGAACCUUGCAAAAUCUGGGGAGGUAUAUAGGUUCCUUCCAGCACAAUUCCUUGCUUUCUGUCACAAUGUAUAUUAAAUAUUUAGUAAAUUACAUCAUAAUUCCGUUCAAACAAGGUAAAACGAGGGCACAAAUACCUAAAUAAUAGAAAUUGGAGACUGAUAUUUUCUUGAGUGCAUGUGUUUAACAGUGAAUUUUAUCUUUGUCAGAUAUUUCAUCAGAAGAAAACAUAGAGAGGAGAGGUCACUGCCCAAAUCAUGGAAGCUCUCCUAACGCCUCUCUACCUGAAUGCCCCACCUCCUGUGGGAAUGGAACCAACUGCACAGCUGUAAAUUGCACCUCAGACGCCAGUUGCUCCGGAAUCCAGAAGUGUUGUGACACCAGCUGUGGAUUAAAGUGUAUCGAUCCAAUCUACAGUGAGUGCAUGCGCAAUGAUUCAAAACUGAAAUAAAACUUUAGAACUUCAAAAUGUUAGAAGUAUAGUUUUAGCAGCUAUAGAAAUCAGUCAGUUGAUUAUUAUUUUAUUAUUAUUUAGUUAUUUAUAUAGCGCUCUGAAGCGCUGCACAAUGGGUGGACUAAGUGACACGUAAAUGUAACAAGACAAGUGGAUGCUCAGGAACAAAGUGGUUGAGGGCCCUGCCCAAUGAGCUUUACAUGCUAGAGGGAGUAGGGUAUAGUGACACAAAGGGUAAAAGUAGGGGUAAUGAAGUAGGUUGCUAGAAAAGUAUUCACUGAGGGCUUAGUUGAUAAAUGUACUGACAGCGGUGCCUGUCAAAACUUUAGCAUAUCUGGGCUUAUUGUCACAAGUCGGGUUAACACACAAAUUCUAAUUUGGUUACUUUGGCCUUAAUUUUGAAAUUCACAAUGAAUUCCCGACAAUUCUCACUUUAUGAAUAACCGUCUGUGUUCAAGAAAUGUCUCAUGCUUCAUAUUAAUGUUAGGCUGUAUUUUUUACACACAAACAAAAAAGAAAUAUAAACAAAACUAGAUAUUGAAGAUGGUUAACAAAACCUCACUCCAUGUUUGGACAAUGGGUGGAAUGCUGUUGGACAUAGAAUUAUGAAAUCAUCUCUACAUCGUAUCUCUCAGAACUAGCAAUAUCUUGCAUGACUUCAGAUCGACACAUUCAUUUUCUCUGUUCUAUAUCACAUUAAUAAUUACAUAUAAAACAAGUUGAUACUGCUUAGCGUCUUGUUAAAGUAUUAAUAUUAAGAAAUCUGACCCUUAUAGUGACAGUCUGCAGUGAGGAUGAGGACUGCGCUGAGCCAUUAGUCUGCUGCAGAAAGCGCUGUGUUGCCACCUGUGUGCCCUCAAAUGUCAUCCCUCCAAAGAAAAAGAAAGUAAGAGUCAAUCUACAACUAACUGUUUUUUAAACACUUGUACAUUUCCUAUGCAUUGUUUCUGAAUUACAUAUUUAAAUACAGAUUAAUUCACAAGACAGCAAAAUAAUACAAUCAGAAAUGCAGGACUGAAUUGAUCUGCCAUUAUUACAAUUUUUGAUGAAAAUUACAAUUACAAUUUUAGGAGCAUUAUUAUUAUUAUUACUUUUACUAUUUGAAUUUAUAUAGCGGGAGCUUAUUCUGCAGCUCUUUAGAAUAUUAUAAAGGAGGAACAAUAAAUUACACAAUUACAAAAUGUUACAGGAACAAUAGUUUGCAGAGGAACCUGCUCAAAGUUUACAAUCUAGAUGAGCCUAAUAUGCCAUUUAUGCAAUAAGAAAAAUUCACAGGCACUCCAAUUGUGAAAGCCACAGGCAGAUUUAUUGCAACAAAAUGCACAGCGUGCAUUGGAGUGCCUGUAAAUUUUUCUUAUUGCCUUAUCGUGUUGGGAUUGCUGGUCCUGUUCAAGAGCACCUGUGGCCGUUGGGGGUGAGUGCGGUUCCUGCGACCAACCUUUGCUAUAUAAUAUGCCAUUAAUAGCACACACUUCUAGUAACACCACUAAUCAGGACAGCUACCAGAAAGCAGACUUAAUUAACAAACAAUAGAUUCAGGAGCAGUGGGAUAAACUAGGGUCAAUAAAAUUGAUGUAGAAUUGUAAUAGUGAGGCAGCACAGAGCUGUCCGGGCAUGAGGAGGCCCUUAUAGAAGUGUGUGGGUCAGGUCCCUCCAUAAUGUGUGGGUCAGGUCCCUCCAUAAUGCACUGACAUUAUAGUCAUCAUUGGCAUGCACCUGUGAGCCCAUGACACGUGCAGCCUAGACAAUUUGCUUGCUUAGAGUUUAUUUAAAAUCAAGCAUAACAUGCAGCAAUGCAGCAAUAAGACACUGAUUUUUACCUAGUGGUGUUUAAUCAUAAAUCUCAGUUAUUCAAUGCAGACAGUGGUGUGUCAGUUUGUGUUUAAUUCCUAUGUAUUUGCCUCUGUUAAAAUCUUUGCUUCUUGUUGUUGUUUAGAAUGGAAAAUCCGAUUGAGAAGAGAUUGCUUCCAAGUUAAAGAAAUUUACUCAUAGCAAUAAGUUUUCAGAGGAGAUAUUUUGUGUAAUUUGAUCACUUAAAUGAGUAAUUGUAGACAUAGUAAACACAAUAAAUAAAGUGCAACAAAAC
Molecule: messenger RNA, 4468 nt
Organism: Pelobates cultripes (western spadefoot toad)
Lineage: Eukaryota; Metazoa; Chordata; Amphibia; Anura; Pelobatidae
Source: the annotation of a GenBank genome assembly